CGAGCUGUGGCAAUGGCUUAGAACCAUCCCUAUCAUAACCUGUAGAACGACCUUCUUUUGAAAGACACUCUAUCUGCGAUUCGUUACCCAUUGAGCCUGCUUUCACUUCAUACUUUCCACCUUCUUUGAAUACUCUUUUGAAUCAACAUGGCAGUAUCUCUAGCCACCACAAAGGAGAUAGUCACUCUGGGAAAGGAAGAGGUCGAGCCUGAAUCGCCUCCACUUGCUUCCGCAAUUCAGGACAAUUUAGAAACACCCCACAGAAGUCGAUAUCCAAUAAGCUUUUACAGGAGUACGCUGUUCCAGAUUCUUGUCGUUGGGAUCUGUGCAUUUUGUGCACCCGGAAUAUGGAGUGCUAUGAAUGGACUCGGUGUUGGCGGUUCUCAGUCUCCAAAUCUCGUCAACGCAGCCAAUGCAUUGCUCUACGCCUUCAUGACAGUCACUUGCUUCGCUGGGCCUUGGCUGACGAAUAUCAUCGGAUUUCGUUGGACCCUGGCAGUCGGAUCUCUUGGAUACCCCCUUUACGCCGCUAGACUGUAUGUAAAUAAUCGUCAGGGUGUUACUUGGUUUGUAUACUUCGGCGCCCGUGGAGUCGCAAUUGCCACUGGAUAUCCCGAGCAACACAAACGAGGUCGUUAUGUUGCAACAUGGUUUACAUUCCGUAACUUUGGAAACAUUGUUGGAGGUGCAGUUGCACUUGGAAUUAAUCACAGAGCCAAUCAUCAGGGGAAAGUCGGAUAUCAAACUUAUCUCGGAUUCAUUGCCAUUCAAUGUCUUGGAUUCUUCCUUGGGUUACUCCUUUCCAACCCCGAGAAAGUCCAGCGCGACGAUGGUACCCAGAUACAAGCGCCGAGGGGCAUUGCCUGGCGCGCUGAGGCAAAGGAGAUGUGGCGCCUUGCAAGGAGCAAGUCAAUCGUCCUCUUGAUUCCGCUCUUUUGGUACUUUGGCUGGAUGCAAGCAUACCCAGGCACAUACUUGGCAACAUACUUUACUGUCCGCUCUCGUGCAUUGGCGAGCUUUCUGUCAGCAGUCGUUGGGACGUUCGCUACCUGGCUUGCCGGCUCACUUGUUGAUCUUCCUUGGACGAAAAAGCGGCAAACUCGAGCCAUUGCAACCUACAUUCUGAUAGCUGCACUCAAUAGCGCAACAUGGAUAUGGGCAGUGAUCAUUCAAGAUGAGUACAGACACACAAAGCCAUCAUUGGAUUGGAGUGAUCAGAGAGCGUUCAGCAGGGGAUUUGGGGUCUACAUGCUUGAGCGAAUCAGCCUUGGAAUGGUAGAGAAUUUCAUCUAUUGGUGCAUUAGCAAUCUAUCAGACUCGCCAGGAGAUCAAAUCCGAUAUAGCUCUUUACUUCGAGGUAUUGAAACUGCUGGUGUGGCAGUAGGGUUCGGUGUUCAGGCCGUACCCACUGCUCUAAUUGCAACUGCAAGUAUCAAUUUCGGUUUCUGGUUCUUCGCACUACCAUUUGGCUACUAUGCCACCUUGCAAGUUGUCCGGAAGUUUGAUAAUCUUGAUCAGAAGCGCGAGACGAGAGAAUAG
Mollisia scopiformis is the source of this 1539-nucleotide messenger RNA. RefSeq names its product DUF895 domain membrane protein. Lineage: Eukaryota; Fungi; Ascomycota; Leotiomycetes; Helotiales; Mollisiaceae. The transcript has 2 exons. The record is from RefSeq and is a predicted model, not a curated record. Bases 148 to 1539 code for a protein of 463 amino acids.